UCCAUGUCUCUGAAUCCAUCCAAAUGGAAAUCUCAGUAGCUCCUCCACUUCACCCAUUUCAUGCAAGUCUAAGGUUGUAAGGAUGUGAAGAAUCUUCUCUUCCGAAGCUGAGAAGACAAAGCAACAUAUGUUGAGUAGUUAUUGGUGGCAGCGAGUUCUGGUAAGAGGAGUUCCGAGAUCUGUGAUCGCUCUCAUUUUCUCUUCACUGUUCCUUUUGCCGCCACUGGCCCAAAGCAAACUCUGACAAGUACCUGGUAGAAUCCAUGCAUAGGCUGCUCGGUGCAUUCCCCGAGACACCGCCGGUGGUCAACGGAAGCAGGCCGCACGCCGUCAUGAACGGCGGCGGCAAUGCCGGUUACGACGCCGGCAUGGUUAUCGUCAUCGUGGCACUCCUCUGCGCUCUAAUACUCGUGCUCGGGCUGAACUCCAUGGUGCGGUGCGCGCUCCGGUGCGGGCGGCGGCUGGCCUUGGAGACCCCCGAGCAGGCCGCUGAGAGGCUCGCUGUGACCGGGCUCAACAAGCAGUCGCUCCGGCGCCUCCCAGAGGCGGUGUACGGCUUGGGAGCUGACAUCCCGGCCACCGAUUGCCCGAUAUGCCUGGGGGAGUUCGCCGACGGCGAGAAGGUCCGGGUGCUGCCCAUGUGCCACCAUGUGUUCCACGUCGAGUGCAUCGACAAGUGGCUUGCUUCGCACUCUUCCUGCCCAACUUGCCGGCGGUUGUUGCUCGAUCAUGGCACCGGAAAUGGAGCCGAGGAGGAGAACCGAUCCCGCCGGUCGGCUCGUGCAGUGGUGGUGGUGGAUAUGGUGGGCUAACGCCGGCCUAAAGCAGGCCCUUGG
Molecule: messenger RNA, 836 nt
Organism: Musa acuminata AAA Group (dessert banana)
Lineage: Eukaryota; Viridiplantae; Streptophyta; Magnoliopsida; Zingiberales; Musaceae
Product: RING-H2 finger protein ATL74-like
Exons: 1
Coding region: 264-812 (182 amino acids)
Biological process (GO): protein ubiquitination
Molecular function (GO): transferase activity
Source: RefSeq, a predicted model, not a curated record